GAGAGAGAACACAAGCAGUGGGAGCGGGAGAGAGAGAAGCAGGCUCCCCGCUGAGCAGGAAGCCCAAUUCGGGGCUGGAUCCCAGGACCCUGGGAUCAUGAUCUGAGCCGAAGGCAGAUGCUUAGCAACUGAGCCACCCAGGCGCCGCACAAAAGUCUUUUUCUGCUCUGCUUUUACACUCUAGAAGCCAAGCUAUUUGCCAGGGGUAAGGCUAGGGAGGUGUAGGGGUGACGGUGGGGGUGGGAUGCAGCAGAUUGUCCACAUCCUGCUGCCAGUCUGUCCAACAGGAUAGCAGCUUUCCACGGUCCCAGCCCUGAGACAGGGGGGCUGGGGGCGAGGGGCGCGCAGGCCACAUUCCCCCCGACCGCAGGCGCCGGGCCAGCUGGUUGGAGAGAACUCGGGCAGCGAGCCUAAGAGCUCCGCGCCAGCCCUCUCGGCCGGGGAGGGAGCGUCCUGGCUUCGGGCCCGUGCGCGCCCCCUAGCGCCGGUCCGCGGACGGGGCGGGACGGGACGGGACGGGGCGGGGCGGGGCGGGGAGCGCGGGGGGCCGUGGCGCCGAGUGGAAGCGAGAGCGCGAGCGCGGCUGCAGCCGGCGGCAUGGCGAGCACGGCCUCGGAGAUCAUCGCCUUCAUGGUUUCCAUCUCGGGCUGGGUGCUGGUGUCCUCCACGCUGCCCACCGACUACUGGAAGGUGUCCACCAUCGACGGCACGGUCAUCACCACCGCCACCUAUUGGGCCAACCUGUGGAAGACGUGCGUUACCGACUCCACGGGCGUCUCCAACUGCAAGGACUUCCCCUCCAUGCUGGCGCUGGACGGUUAUAUCCAGGCAUGUAGAGGACUUAUGAUUGCUGCUGUCAGUCUGGGCUUUUUUGGUUCCAUAUUUGCCCUGUUUGGAAUGAAGUGUACCAAAGUCGGAGGCUCAGAUAAAGCCAAAGCUAAAAUUGCUUGUUUGGCUGGGAUUGUAUUCAUACUGUCAGGGUUGUGCUCAAUGACCGGUUGUUCCCUGUAUGCAAACAAAAUCACAACGGAAUUCUUUGAUCCUCUCUAUGUUGAACAGAAGUACGAAUUAGGAGCUGCUCUGUUUAUUGGAUGGGCAGGAGCCUCACUCUGCAUAAUUGGCGGUGUCGUAUUUUGCUUUUCAAUAUCUGACAACAACAAACCUCCCAGAAUGGGAUACGCAUACAAUGGGGCCACGUCUGUCCUGUCUUCUCGGACAAAGUAUCAUGGCGCCGAAGGAGGUUUUAAAACCACAAAUCCUUCAAAACAGUUUGAUAAAAAUGCUUAUGUCUGAAAAGAGCACUGCUAUGAGCUGUCUUGAGUUAUUAUAAAAGUGAACUGUUCACAAAAUGAUCCCCCCUCAAGGCCUUCCUCUAAUUCACACUCAAAACUAUUUUUAAAACAUGAAUUUGGAGAAUUUGCUGAUUGUACGGAUGUAAAUGUUCUAAUCAUUUUCUGUUGUGGCUUUCUAUAAAAAAAAUAAACAGGUUAUUUACAGGAUUUGUAUAUAUUUUAUAUAUUUAUAGAGCAUGGGGAGUAUUUAGCACCAAGGGAUCAAGUAUUUGUAUUGGAGCCUCCGUGAUCAUUCAGACGUGGCAUUCUUUGUCCCCAUUCCUUGUUUCUUUUCCUUCAUACAUUAAACAGA
Mirounga angustirostris (Northern elephant seal) is the source of this 1644-nucleotide messenger RNA. RefSeq names its product claudin 10 (gene CLDN10). Gene Ontology annotation, cellular component: bicellular tight junction; plasma membrane. Lineage: Eukaryota; Metazoa; Chordata; Mammalia; Carnivora; Phocidae. The transcript has 5 exons. Bases 598 to 1293 code for a protein of 231 amino acids. Gene Ontology annotation, biological process: cell adhesion; bicellular tight junction assembly. Gene Ontology annotation, molecular function: structural molecule activity. The record is from RefSeq and is a predicted model, not a curated record.